Molecule: messenger RNA, 4884 nt
Organism: Aspergillus alliaceus
Lineage: Eukaryota; Fungi; Ascomycota; Eurotiomycetes; Eurotiales; Aspergillaceae
Exons: 2
Coding region: 672-4226 (1184 amino acids)
Source: RefSeq, a predicted model, not a curated record
GCCCCCUCUCCCGAAAGGUAAUAAUAAAGAAUUCUUAGACGGCGUAUCGUAUCCAUUCUAAUACAUUCUGGGACAAGUCACUUCUUCGUUCUACUGCGUUGUACCUCUUUCUACCAUACUCCUGAUCUACCUCCGGAGUGAAUGAACUAUUCUCUCAUUCUGCUUCCUCUCUCUUUUACUUCCUUCCCUCCCCCUCUCUUCAAUUCCAUAAUCCAAGAACAUACCAUCAGUCGACUACGGUUCGGCUGUCUAAUGAUCUUUCAGGAAUCUUUUCCUUGGAGAUAUCCCCAACGGUACACGAACGAAAUGAACGUGGAGAGCUCUUGAAAUUGUUACACGGGUAUGUCUUAGCACCGCAUCCACCGCUUAGCGGGCUUUUUCUUUUCUUUUCUUUUUUUCUGGGCUGAGGUUCGUCACGGCGCCCCCAUGUAACGCCUGAUGUCGUCAGAUCCAUCUUGCAUAUCAAUCUUUGCAAAAUUGGCCCCAAAGGUGGGCGGUGUCCUUGACAUCUGAGCUGACGGUGCUCAUACGUUUACAAUUCCAGGAUGAUCCACGUUUCCCUGGUUCGAUAACGAUAUAGAGAAAGAAGAACAAAAAAAAGACAUAAUAUACGUCACCACGACGCCUUCGGUCCACUCCCCGCCAGUUAUAUGUGAUCCCUCAUAUCGACAAUGCACCACAUCAAAGGCCCCGAGUCCGACUUGGGAAGGACGGCCUCACGCUCUCGCAGUACCAGCAUGUCUAGUGAUACUUUUCCACGCAUCCAUCUGACCCUGCCACCCGCAAAACCCCCGCCCUCCUUUAUCGCAUCCUCCGCCGCCGCGCAGAUCAUCACCACCGAUCAGGAAUUCAACACGGCGGAUUUUGUGCCCGAGGAGGCCGACGACUCCGAUGCCAGAGCAAUGAUCACUCCCGAAGCGCUCUCCGCCUUGAAUGGAUUCUUGGACCAUCUUCUCUUCAAUAUCCUGGCGGCGGCCAAGUCAACCCAACUCACCUGUAUUCGACCAGCGGUGGCGGAUGUGUUAAAACCCCGACUCGCAAAGGAAGUGGUUUCGGCGGCAGAUGAGGAGCUGAGCGAGUAUAUGGGGGGUCCGGAAGAUGAACAACUUCAAUUUCGUGGGGGUCAGUCGCCGGGCAGUGACUUCGACCUGGUACGUUCCUGGAAAUUGACUCGUCUGCGUUGUAUGGUAUAUACCCGGCUAGGAGAUAUGGAAGAGGAUGACGAGGAGGAAUACAUCGCACAGAACGGGCUGGGGGAUGAAGGGGGUGUCUCGCCGCGGUUCUCCAGUCAUGUGGGCAAUAUCACGCCGGCGGCCGCCAUCUUUCUGACUUCCAUCAUCGAGCAUCUCGGCGAACAGGCCUUGGUGAUAGCGGGCGAGACGGCGCGAUCACGACUGUCGGCCAAGCCGAGUGACGGGCCUGAGGAGGCUGAGUCGGGCACGGAACGAGGCACCAUCAACCGGUUAGUUGUGGAGGAGUUGGAUAUGGAGAAACUAGCGUUGAAUCCGACUCUGGGUCGUCUUUGGCGGACGUGGCGCCGACAGACUCGAUCCCCCGUAUCGUCCCGCGCAGUUUCGAGAGAAUCUAUUCGACGUCGUUCAACUGUUGGUCCUUCCACUGGUCGAAGGGGCAGUGCGGUAACUAUUGAUGAGUAUCCGCCGAGACCAGCCAUCGAGAUCCCGAAAGAAAUCGACCCUGCGUUGGUUGCACUUCCGAUGGGUGACCACGACAUCGAGGAGAUCGAAGGGUUCGCGUCUGAUGCUGAAGGAGCCGAAAUGAUCCAGACGAUGGAGGCAGUAGUGGCUCACAAGGUGCGGCCCCAUAGCCUCAUGGUGCUCACCUUGCCGUCUCCGCGAUCGCCCACAUCCAUGGGAGGGUCACCCAUCACUCCACAGAGCGCCAAGUUCACUCGCCAUGGCCGCUCGAGGUCGUUGCCCGGCGCAUCCCCUUCGGAAGCGCCAGAAGUUGACCAGAUGGUUGAUCGGCCAUCUCCCACUGCAUCAGAAGAGCAAAGGCGAUUGGAGACUAUGUACGAGCAUGAUGAAGAUGAUGUAGCACCCAAGGCCGAGCCGGAGCCAAAGAAGAAAGAGACAGAUGCUUUUCCUGAGGAAUCAGUUGAUCAGGAGAAGGCGGCUACAUCGUCACAGUCUGCGGUGUCAGUGGAACUAGAGACCAGUCAAGCAAGUAGUACUCGUGGCUCGUCAACGUCCCUGAGCGAUCGACUCCAAACAGAUUCCGAUUCGGAGGUUAUUGAAGGGCAAGGGAUGUGUGAAAAACCUAAAAAGACUCCGGUGCAGCGACCGAAACGUGUCUGUAGCAAGGACACGACGCGCGAAGAUGAUAGGUCGACUCCCGCUACCCGAGUGACCAGCGAACGAGGGUUGCCAACAGUGGCCGAUGAUCCGCCGCAAACGCAAGGGGGAGACUCCACCCCGGCGCAUCCCGCCGUCAAUCACGAUGAUGCUCCGAAAGAUUUUGAUACGAAUACAUUUUCAUCGGAGUCUCAGACUCGGCCAUCCACUGAACUGGAAGAAAAGUCCUCUCGUCCCUCCUCGACUUCUGGCGAGAGUGGACAUUCUGACCGUUCGCGGACUCGACCCAGACCAAGCCCUUUGGCGGGGGUAAGUCACCAUCGGUACGGGCGCUCAAGUCCAGGGGUAUCCUCGAUUAGUUCGGGAACUGAACGUGCAGCGGUUCAGCGAGUAAUGCGACCGUCGACUUCAGCAGCCUCUUCCGUCUACUCCAAACCGCGUCGCUCCGGCAGUUUUAGUAGCCAGCGUGAUAAACGCCCUGUGACUGCCGGCUCGACCACGUCUCAGGUGUCAAGCAGACUCAAGGGUCUGAUCGGGUUUCAGGGUGACUCUGCUUCACUCCGUCUGCGCAACUCCUCCGAGACCAAUCGGUUGUCUGCUCUCGUUGGAGAGCCGUAUGACGACAAGUCUGGCUUGGAUGAAUUGAUCCGCAGUGAGGAAACUCUUCAUUAUACGCUAACGCCGAGAAAUAUGAGGGAAAUCGAGGAACCUGAUUCACCCCGGUGGAGAGUCAGAUCAGACACGGCGGACCUAGCCGACUUCCUGAAGAACAGUACCCCUUCCGGGGAGGACGUUCCACGUCCUAGUACCUCCAACACAUCUUCUAGAGGUACUAUCAACACGCCUAAAUACAAGCCCAUCGAAAUACCUCCGGGAUCGACUCUUCAGCAGACAUCAAGCCUGGCAGAAGUUGCCAAUGCGAAAUCAGGUAGUGGCUCAACCGGUCCAAGCAGUCCUCUUAGUGCCCAAGAAGCCCAAUCUCCACGUUCCCCUUCGAGCACAAUCCGCAGUGGUCCUAAGCUGCAAGCCCGUCCUGCAGUGACAUCAAAAGCAGAACAAGACCAGACGUCUGAGUUAAUCGAUUUCAUUCGAGAAGGUCCACCAACUGCAGGAGCCCGCCGCAUCCCUCGUACAGUUGCACCAUUCCGAGACACAAUGGACUCGGACGAGCUGAAUUCUCUCGAGACUGGCGAUACGGAAAAUAAUGCGCUAUCGAUAUCAAGUACGCAAGAUGGCUCAAUACUGACUUCCAUCGGGUCGCGUACUGGAUUACUAGAAUCGAGUAACCGAACUACCGCACAGUCAAGCGCCUCCAGGCAGAUACCCACCGCUCCAUCGGAUAGCCCUCAUCCUCUGCGAAAACAGCGCAGGGUGCGGGAUCCUUAUGCCAUUGACUCGGAUGAUGACGAAGAUCUAGCUGAGCUCAUGGACGGUCCAAAACCCAAUCGCGAGGAGGAAAGCUUGAUAGAUUUCUUGCGUAACGUUCCUCCCCCGGAGUCGGAGCCCACCCCCCAGCCUCUGAAAGUCAACACAUUGCCCUCUAAAGGUUCAUCUGGUGCGUUUGGAAUGAAGGCACGGCUUCUACGCAACGCGUCCGGGGACAAGGUGCCUACCACCAAAAUCUCCAAAUCCUCGUUACGGCCACAACAGGACAACUAUGCCACGGCGCCAUCCAACUAUUCAGUCAAAGUGAACGCAGAGAGGAGUCUAAGCGGAAUGUAUGGCACUAGUGGUCUUCCCUCCGUCACAGACCGGCAAACCGAGACUAGUGCACUAGCUGAAUUUCUUCGGACCACCGGGCCUCCUGAGCCUCCUACACCUCGAGCCACCUCAUCGCUCGCUUCGAAGGGUAAAGACUCCGGGGGAAAUAGCCUGUCCCGCUUUUUCGGACGUCGGAAGAAAGUCGAUAUCUAAUGUGACCUUACUUUAUCUGACUACCUACCUCUCCCUACACAGACACAGCCUCUCACCCUCUCUCCCUCUCUCUCACUCACACACACACACACAUUAUUUUUAUUCUCCAUUCUCUAUUUGGCCGCUUUCCUUUGGUCUUUUGGCCUAUGCACCCGUUAGAUAUGCCUUUACUUUCCCUCUUCUCUUUUUUUGGGGCGCUUCGAGCCAUGUGAUGAUCUAUCUUGUGUUCCUAAUACAGGUUCUACACCUUACUUUUCUCACUAUUUUGUUGAUCUAUGAGUCAAAAACCUCAUAGUCACGAUCCCUUGGCCUUUGAUGAACGAGUUCCCUUCUAUCUACUUUUCCUUAUGUUCACUUGUUGCCCUGGAACAACACCUGUUACACUUUUUUACUUCUCAUUAUACCACUUUGUCUUAUUGAAUUUUUAACCCAGUUGUGUUCUACCCUAAUGGGAAUUUGAUAUGAAUGACAUCUUGUUUUCAAACCUUUCCAUUUCUAGGACAUCUGGAUAUUUCUCUUUUCUUUUUUCUAACCACGUACUAUUCCCCUGGGAAGUUGGAUUUAUGUGUUUACUAUCAUAUUCCAAAUUCGGAGCAUGUGAAAUUACUAGGAGGCAACCAUCUAAUGACCAUAUAACAAUUAGUUAUUUGGACCCCAA